Molecule: messenger RNA, 448 nt
Organism: Thamnophis elegans (Western terrestrial garter snake)
Lineage: Eukaryota; Metazoa; Chordata; Lepidosauria; Squamata; Natricidae
Gene: MLLT11
Product: MLLT11 transcription factor 7 cofactor
Exons: 1
Coding region: 1-282 (93 amino acids)
Biological process (GO): apoptotic signaling pathway; positive regulation of DNA-templated transcription; positive regulation of release of cytochrome c from mitochondria
Cellular component (GO): nucleoplasm; cytosol
Source: RefSeq, a predicted model, not a curated record
AUGAGGGACACCGUCAGCUCCCAGUAUGAUUCCUUCCUGUACUGGAGGAUGCCCAUCCCUGAACUGGACCUCUCAGAACUGGAGUGCCUGGGAAUGGCCGACCUCGCCCUCUUCAAGCCCAAACGGGGCUACGGGAGCCUCCUGUCCGAGCAGAAGCCGGCCCAGAAGCCCAGCCCGGGGGUCCCGGAAGAAGCAGAGACCGCCCUGCUCCCCUUCAGCAGCUUCAACUUCUGGAGACCCCCCAUCGCCCGCAUCAGCCCCGUAGAUUUCGACCUCAUCUGAAGCCCUGGAGGAAGCCACCCUUUUUUUAAAAUUACAUCUCCCCCUCCCCAAUUGCAUCUUUUCUGGCGGGCGGUUUUUUCCCCCUCCCUCCCCAAAUUUCUCUGUGCUGUGUCUGCGCUUCUCCCGGGCUGAUGUUUCCGAAUCCUUUGUCAUAAACCCAAAGUGG